Molecule: messenger RNA, 453 nt
Organism: Phytophthora nicotianae INRA-310
Lineage: Eukaryota; Oomycota; Peronosporomycetes; Peronosporales; Peronosporaceae
Exons: 2
Coding region: 1-453 (150 amino acids)
Source: RefSeq, a predicted model, not a curated record
AUGUGCGAUGAAGCGACGGUGGUGACGUUCGUUGGCGAUGGGAACUACGUAGGCGAUGGCGGUGAAUUGCUACAACGUUUGUGGGAGUUUGCAACAUGGAAGAUGAUCCGUAACUGUCCUGGUCGGUACGUUAUCAAGAACAAGAAGAGUACCCCUUUCUUGAUCGACGGAGUGCCAGUGACCUCCAUCGAUACUGGUGACGUUGUGAGGCAAGCUCUUGGAACGACAGGACGUGAAGUACCUACGAUCGUUGUCCAUGACUUAGAGAGCCCACGCUGUGUCGACCGUGUCAAUGUUGUGGUAUUCGGAGCGGAAGGUUGCGGUGGAGGGGUCAUCACCUACUGCAAGCAAGAACAAGAUGGCAAUGCUAUCUAUGUACACACACUCAACACGGCAUCGGGGUUAUGCAGAAAGCUAGGUGGACUGCAGAUAGACCACGUGCUCAAACUCUAA